This is a messenger RNA of Micromonas commoda, 280 nucleotides long. RefSeq lists its product with no specific name. The transcript has a single exon. Lineage: Eukaryota; Viridiplantae; Chlorophyta; Mamiellophyceae; Mamiellales; Mamiellaceae. The coding region runs from base 1 to 255 and encodes 84 amino acids. The record is from RefSeq and is a predicted model, not a curated record.
AUGGCGUGUGGCUUCGUGCUGUUUGUUUUGCUCGUCGUCAUAGCUCAUGGGCAGAGCCAGACCUUAAACGAGCUACGCAGGUUGAACCUUGAAAGUUCUCCCCCAGUCAAAUAUGAGUAUUUGUUUGAAAUAAUCUCGAAGCCCCUAAACUCUGAAUAUUUGAACGACAAAGCUUCUCAAGGAUGGAUAUUUGACCAAUAUAUCUUGAGUUCAAAUGGGGGAUUGUUUUAUAUAAUUUUUAAGAGACCUUUGUAAUAUCCAAUUUUGGCAACUCAAAGAA